Molecule: messenger RNA, 4914 nt
Organism: Lizanozyma spartinae
Lineage: Eukaryota; Fungi; Ascomycota; Pichiomycetes; Serinales; Debaryomycetaceae
Gene: ESP1
Product: separase
Exons: 1
Coding region: 1-4914 (1637 amino acids)
Biological process (GO): meiotic chromosome separation; proteolysis
Cellular component (GO): centrosome; nucleus; mitotic spindle
Molecular function (GO): cysteine-type endopeptidase activity
Source: RefSeq, a predicted model, not a curated record
AUGCUUUCCAAUACUGUUUCGGACGGAGAUAAGUUGGACUUGUUUUUAAAGAGUUCGUUUGCUAAUCCAUUGGAAACCUCCAAAAAGAUCAAUCACAUUGUGGCAAGCAGUAAGGAGAUAGAAACAAUAGCAAAUAGGCAAUUGAAUGAGCUACUGACAACCACCACCGCUGUCAAUAAUAGUGAGCUUGUUUAUAAUAGUUUUGCUUGUUUAUAUCUACUUGAUAAACUGGGUGAAAAGAGAUGCUCCAUAGCCAAACGUCAUCAACUGUAUGUUGUACGGCUUUUAGAGACCAAACAACUUGCACAGUGUUUUAAGCAUUUGGUAUUGGCCCGCAGGGCACUUGGGAAAAAGAAGCCAACAUUCAAUGGAAGUGUGACUGUUAGCGAUUUGAUAGACGCUGUUGAGAUUGACCAAUCGUUAAAGGGAAUCAUAUCUGUUGGUAUCACAUAUUACUUUGUAGCGCUUCAGGCCAUUUUACAGUAUGUUUCCAUCAAUGUGAAGAGUUUACUUGCUGGCAACGAUCCUUAUAUCCGGAGGGAGGAUAUUCAAAGUAUAGUGCAUUGUUUCCAUUCGUCCAGUACUUUCGGACAAUUGUUGAGCAAAGAGGGUGAUCAUAUUGAGAUUGAUCAUAAUCAAUCAACUCGCUACACAAACAAUUGUAUUAAGCUCAUUAAAGGAUACUAUAAAGUAUUCCAGGCUUUAAAUGUACGAAGCCAAUGUCAACUACCGGAAAUAGUUGUUGCCCGUGAUUGCAUAUUGCUUAAACUAAUGCAACUUGACAAGUCAAUAGAGAAACAACAAAUACAAUCCUAUGUGGACCUAAUAUCAUAUGAUCCACAGCUUGUAAAGUUUGUGGAGGAUUUGUCUAUUCCGGGUGGUCACUUUGAUAUUUCUCUUAUUCAGAUACACUUUAGGAGACAGUCGGCUUCAGUUUGUCCCGAUCAGGCAAUUGAAAGGUUUAUGGUUGAUCCAUCGCCAAUUGAGCUUGAAAACGUUAAGUAUGGUCUAUUCACUGGUCAAAAAACUCUCUUGGAGAAUGACACUCUUUUAAGAAAGCUAAGCAGAUAUUCCAUCCCAUUAUCGACAACAGGAUUCGAAUUUGCUAAAGCUGUAUCAAAAUAUUUGCUGACUGAAUUAACAUCUCCUUCAUCAUCAUCAGGACUGAAACAAAAGCUCAAUUCAAUACAACUUAGAGCUAUCGAUACGUUUCUUACGUUCUUGAAGAAUGCAAUGGCUACUUCAACCGCAAGUCCAAGCUCACAAAUGGUGUGUAUAAUUCAAUCACUACAUGACCUACUCAAGCUUGCAGAGUCUACUUCAAGAUCUCGAAUGCUAUCUAAUUUGCUAUACAAUUUGGGUAAUAGGUCAAGAAACCCCAAUCAUUGGAGUUUAUCAAUCCAGUACGAAUGUGACAUUUAUAAGUGCUCCCCUACAAGUGAAAACUGGGCAUUUUAUGAAACAAAGGCAAUGAAAGUUAGCAAUGUUCUUCUUGGUAUGGGAUUUGCAAAAUCUUCCUUAACUAUAAUGUUAGAUUAUUUCCAUACUUCUCAAAUAAGGACGGAGAGUACUUUCAAGUCACAAGUUAUUCACCUUUUUGUGAAGAUUAUAACAAAGGAUAAUGGUUUGGUAAUAGAUAAAUUGAAAUCUAUGUGUAAAUCAAAUCUUGUGUCCGAGAAGUAUUUGCUUCAGUUAAUGCUACAAGUGUUCCAAUACUGUGAAAAGCUACUCGAUGCAACGGUGAAGACAACUGUGUGUAACACUUUGAUCAAGACACUAUCCUUUCAAGAUCCCCUUCUUCAAUUACAAUUUCAACUAGGAUAUUAUCAUACAAAUGGUAUAACAGAAGUCAUGGAUCUUCCUUUGUUGCAGGAUAUCCCUGCUGGCUCCAUCCUCAAUUGCGAUUUAUAUCUUCAAAAGCUCACACACUUUGGUUGGAGUGAUCUCUUGUAUGAUAAAUGUCAGCUUGAGUUCAAUUUGUGGGCAGUCCAGACUUCUAGUAUAGACAGUGUGGGAGAUGAUGAGAUAAUAAAAUCAUUCAUUCUUUUCCUAGAGCUCAAUGCAUUAUAUGGAAGCAUGGUGCUCAAUAUCAACAAGAUAGUUAAGAUGAACAUAUUAAAUCCUGAAAUGAUAUUCUUCUUGAACUAUAAGUUGGCUGUGGCACUCUCUCGUCUUGGGUUUUAUGGAGAUAUGUACAAGCAGAUUAAGUUGUUGAUGAACGUUAUUAAAGAGAACCGAAUAAUAUCAAUUCCAAGUAUCCUUUCCUUUAAAUUGUUACAGUUGGAUUAUGCCAUAUCAAUUAGGAAUAAAGAAACCGCAAUAUCUCAGUUUAACAAAAUACUUAAGUUUGUCAAAUCAAAGCCAGAGUUGGAUAUUUCUGAAUCAACAAAAUUGUCCCUUCCUGAGAAGUUCCAAGCACUUUUAUUGUUAGCCCAUUUUCAAACGUUAAGUGCCAAACUUAAUAUUUUUCUUGAAGAUUAUGUGGGUGCUUAUAGAAAUUGCAAAGUUUCUUUGAAGAUUUUGAAUUCAAUAAUGGUUAAAUUGGGACCUAACUUUCCAAAAAUACAAUACACUCAUAUUAAACUGAAUGCUGUUGUGUUAUUACUUGUGUCUUAUGUCUCCAUUAUCCAAAACUUAAACUACAUGGGAGUUUCAAGGGAUAUCAGAUUUUAUGUUAGAGGGUUGCUGGAAUUGUGCUCUUCUUUAAAUUCCCCAGUAAGAAAGGUUUUGGUGCUUUAUGAGAUAAUUGGCCUUUCUUUGCUUUUAAGAAAUUCUGAAGAGGUAUCCAUUCAUUAUGAAAGCUUCGUUGACCAAUGGCGAUUCAGUAUUGUGAGUAACUGCGCUUCCUUAGCCACAGUUAAACAAGCUGUUGAAAUUCUUCUUGGGAAUUCUGUUGGGACAAUUAAUAUACAAUCGUGGAAGACAUUAGAUGAAGUAGGUGCAUCUAAAAUUUCUAGCCUUACAGCUUUGAAUGAAAACUUUGUAUUUGAGUUUCAAAAGCUUUGUCGAUUGGUAACUCCCAACGUUGCUUAUUUGAACCCUAAUAUUACUUCAAAAAGUGAGAAGGAUGAUGUAUUGGAUCAAGUGAAUAUAAUAAAGGAGAAGAUAUUUGAAUAUAAAUCUUCGAUAUUUAAGAGUUUUGCAUAUUUAUGCCCUGGAGCUAUAAACGCAAUUGAAGGUGGUCAACUUGAGGGGAAUGUUAUGCAAGCGUUGGACAAGCUUGUGUCAUACAAGGAGUUUUUGAUUCGUCUUUCGAAGAGUAAAGUGUUUCACGACUGUCCAAAUCUUGCCAAUCAAGAAGUCUACAAGUUGUUGCAUCUCUGUUUUUCAUUACUUUCCCAAGUGACAGCUCUUAAACCAGGUUCAACAGCUUUGAAUGAUUUGCUUCAGCUUCAAGAUUCUUAUUUAGAAAAUCCCAUUGAUAACGAAAUGAAGAUUCACAAAUCCGCUCAGGGCUACAAGCAAUUAUUCCCUGAUAAAAUUAGCAUUGACUCUUAUGCUGAGACUGAAUCAAAGCUUGGGUCAAAUUUUUGCAACAAUUUGCCUGCAAAUUGGAAAGUAGUAGGGAUAGACACUUGUCAAUUGACAGGAGAUUUAUUGUUGACUGAAUGUUCAAAGGGAAAGGAGCCCAGAUUUAUACGACUUAAUGUUGGUCGUUUCCAUCUUAGAGACAGAUCAAUACCUUCGAUAUCCAUAGAUGAUUUGUGCAAAAAGUUUCAGCAAAUAAUUCAAGAGAGCAAUCUCACCACGAAAUCAGCUACUACUUCAACAAUCGUAACUAGAGAUGAUAGAAUUAAGUGGUGGAAUCUUCGAUUUACUUUAGAUCUGAAAGUGAAGGAGAUUUUGCACUUCUUGGAGAAAUAUGUGUUUGGUGGGUUCAAAUCUGUGUUCGAGUCAAAUGAAGCGGACGAUCAAGCAUAUCUCAAGUUUAGAGACUCCUUUCAAACUUUAUUGACAAGAUCCAUAAAAUCUUCCAAGAAUAUAUUGUUUGACGAUAGCAUCAUUAAUUUGUUUUAUAACUUGACAGACUUUGAAACCAGUGAUGUGGAAGACUUGUUCCAAAUCCUUCAGGACUCGGUAUUGGCAUGCGAUAUAAAUGCGAAACUUGACCAUGUGUGCUUCUUAUCUUCUGUGGAAUCCCUUUUCAAACAAUUCAAGAGAAACAAGCAUCAAAAGGACCAUCAUAUAAUUUUGGUUCCUAACGGGAUUUGUAAUCAUUUCCCAUGGGAAUCGUUGGAAUUUUUAAAGGAGAAAUCAAUAACCAGAGCCCCUUCUUAUUCUUGGCUACAAAACAUGCUUGAAAUAAAUUCAAUUCCUGAGUAUCCCAAGACCUUGUACCUCGUUAAUCCUGAUGGAGAUCUACAAAAUACAGAAAACAGAUUACGUCCUAUAAUUCUGGCUAAGAAGUCAGAAUUAUGGUAUGGAUAUGUGGGUCAGGUUCCUGUUGAAACUGAACUAAUGAAUAAACUAACCAAUAGUGAUCUUUUUCUUUACCUGGGACAUGGAUGUUGUCAACAGUAUGUCAAACCUGGCACCAUGUUUGAAUAUAAACUUGUUAAUGGACACAAGAUUCCACCAGCCUUAUUGAUUGGAUGUUCAUCUGCUUCAUUAAAAUCUAAUGGUAUAUUGAAUCCCACAGGUAGCGUACAGAACUGGCUAUUGUGCGAAUCUCCUAUGGUUAUUGGGAACUUAUGGGAUGUCACUGAUAAAGACAUUGAUAUGUUUAGUUUAUCAGUUAUGGCUAAGGCAGGGAUGAUAGAGAAGAAUGCUAAAUCGGCUACAUUGAACUUUUCCCAAGCAAUAAGCAAAUCCAGAAACAGCUGUACCCUCAAAUACUUGAAUGGUUCUGCUCCAAUUAUGUAUGGGUUACCAUUAGCCAUCAGAGACACCCGCACACCAGAUUUUGCUCCAUGA